AUGAGCAAAGCAUAUCGCGAUGACGAAGCUGAAUGCUGUGAUGAAUACGAGCGUCUGGAGAAGCUCCUACGACAGACACUCACACUUGCCGGCGAGAUCGUCGAGAGCAAGGGGCGUCCUCUACCAGGCGAAUGCAUAGCCCUACGAAAGAGGGCAAUUUCCGACCCUACUGGAGCAAGGCCGCACGACAUUCGCAGUAGCUUGCUCAAAAGAAGAAAUGAUCUGGUUGACGACGAGAGCGAAGACAGUCAAAGCACAAGCCCAAGUCCGGCAUCCUCGGUCCAGGAACCGUUUUCACCCGCAUCUCUCGCAGUCAGCCUUGAUGCUGUUGUGGAGCAAGGAGGGAGAACUCAGAAUGACCUGUGUGUCCUUGACAACGCGUCAAAUACUUCUGUUGCCGCCCUUCUGGCGGAACCAACAAGCAAUAGAAGCAGCAUUUUAUCAACUGACGAGACCCAGCGAGGCUUAAUAGUACAGACUUUCCCGCCUCAAAAUUCUGCCGACGACAAAUCGCCGAAAAAACUGCAUCGCCCAUCUCUCCCACAAAAGAAUACCAGCAUGAUCGUACACAGUGGUCAGGAGUCGCUAGUGGAGCCAUUGAUGGAACCUUUUGCGCCACAGCAGCUUAUAGAAAACCCAAGGAAUGAGCGGCUGGGAAGACGCAGCACACCUAUCCAUGUGUCACCGCAGGGCUCGCCCACUGGUUUCAGGACCCCAAAAUCCCACCCAAACUCCGAUCCCGCACUGAAGAGACCGCAGAAGAUCAAAGGACAGAGCCUGGAAGGGGACAACAUGGCAGCGAACCAGUCUCGACCUCCCAAGUGGCAUGUCAAGAUCCUUCCCGUCGCCUCCGCUCGAAAAGCCGGCGACUCUGCACACCCGGCGCCCGCUCUAGUGAAAUUCGAGGUGGUCUUCCCCCUUAGAGCCUUCGCUGAAAGCAACGCCACGUCCUCACCGGCAUACAACAGUGAGCCUUCGUACAUAAUCAUCGGUCGGGUGCCACUUGACCAUUCCCCAGAAAGCCCCGGUUCCAGCGCCGAGGAAGAAGCCGCCCCUGCUGCUCAUGAGAAGUCGCUGCAGGAGGUCAUCGAUGAGUGGGAGUGCGAUGCUGAGGCACCAGGAGUCAAGGAGAAAAGAUAA
Messenger RNA from Diaporthe amygdali, 1140 nucleotides. RefSeq lists its product as uncharacterized. Lineage: Eukaryota; Fungi; Ascomycota; Sordariomycetes; Diaporthales; Diaporthaceae. The record is from RefSeq and is a predicted model, not a curated record. The coding region runs from base 1 to 1140 and encodes 379 amino acids. The transcript has a single exon.